Salvelinus fontinalis (brook trout) is the source of this 1842-nucleotide messenger RNA. RefSeq lists its product as uncharacterized. Bases 101 to 715 code for a protein of 204 amino acids. Lineage: Eukaryota; Metazoa; Chordata; Actinopteri; Salmoniformes; Salmonidae. The transcript is spliced from 3 exons. The record is from RefSeq and is a predicted model, not a curated record.
UGUCAGACAAGCUCAGGUAGAGCUCAUUAGCUACAUUUGGACGAUCUCUCAACCUAUAACUGAUUUGAUUGAUUCCAACAUUACACUACCUUGUCGUGACAUGGGUCAGAGACUAAGUGACCCUGUCCCUGAGGUAUCCCACAGGGAGAAACCAAAGGAGACACAGGAACAUAAAGAUAAACCCAAGAAGAAGAAGAGGAUCCCUCAAGCCCUGACCUUUCUUCAGUUGUUUACACUGCUGAGCUGCGUCAAGGUGAAGAAAACCCCCUUUGAUCCCUCCCAGAGUGGUGAGGGGAGAAAGGGAACAACGAUACACGAUACGAACAACAAUAAUGACUCUGAUACUGGCUUGGACUACUCUGGAGGUGACGUGAAAAGGAUCAAGGACAAGAGUAAAGGAAAGGUUGGGGGAGAGAAAUAUUGCAUUGAAUCUCAGGACCACAAAUGCAGAACGACACCGGAAAAAGAAAAAGACAUUAAACAAAGAUCUAAAUCGGUCUCCUCUGAGGAUCAAGCAAAGGAGACCCAGCAGAAAGAGAAGAAGAAGAGCAUCCAUCCAGCUGUGGCGGCAAUGCAGAUGUUCAUUAUCUUCUGCUGUGGUGGGAAAGUCAAGCUGAGGAAGACUGGUCUCUCUCAGAACAGACAGUGUAGAAAGGACCAGGACAAAGACAAUGCAUCUGAUACUGGUGAGUGUUAUGGGGUGUCUGCUGAUUAGAAAUAGAAUAAGAUUGGCUCCACUUGGAAGAACGUGUCUUCAAAAUCAAAAUGUCUAAUCUACACAGGCUCGGACGUGUCUGGAGGUGAUGUUACAACCAAAAGGGUAAAGAACAAGAGUAAUGGAAAGGUGGGGAGGGAGAAAGACCGUACUGAAGUUCAGCUGUUGAAAUCAUCUCAAGACCACAAACCCAUAAGUACAACACCAGAAACAGACAAGGGAACUAAUUUUGGACAAAGACCUAACUCUGUGAGACAACCAAAACAUGCUGUAUCAUAUUUAAUUGUGAGCAAAAGAUUUUUCCCGAAAUGCUGUGUUAUCAUUGGGUGUUACAAUUGUGUUAUUCAGGAAAAUCGAAGGACACCCCGGCAAGUGAAGACCCCUGUGGAGGAAAUUUACAUAAGACCUGACUCUCCGACUCUAUCACGUGCCAACGUAAGUUACUGAAACCUAAAUUACUAUACGGACAGACAGAGAUUCAAACAUCUCAACAAUUUCCCCUCUGACCUCAACCUAACCCCCCUUUUCCUCCGAGUAGAGCUCCCUCUCCCAGGUAUCCCUGGCUAGGAACCUGGCCGUCCUCCCGCUGGAGUGGCAGCUACCUGGAGUCCCUCUGACCACCUCGUCUACGGCAGCUAGGACAGAGAGAAAGCCAUCCUCUACCAGCACUACGACACACGCGCAGAUGGAAACACAGACAACAGAUAUGAACACAGACACACAGACCACUGCAGCCUCUCAGAGCCAGAUCUCCAUGGUCUCAUCGGAGACCAUGAUAGAUGUUCACACGUCAGACUCCAUUACCAAGUCCUCCACUCUUGACAUGGCACUGACCCCUGAGAGCACUAAGGACAUGAUCAUUACUGAUGAGGAUGUGAAGGAUGACUCUGCUAAAGAUUUGAUCUCCAACCUAACAGACACCUCUAUGGAGAAAUCCAUCAGUGAGACCAGCCUGAAAGACCUCAUCGCUGAGUAUGAAGAUGACAAUGAGCUGAAGGAUAUGGCUGACUCCUCUACCACUGCUACUGAUAAUGCCAAUGAGGAUGCAAAGCUGCUGGAACUUGCAGCUCUUUAUGACUACAUGUUGACAGUAGAGACCGAGCUGCCCUUGGAUCUCUGAAGAGCCA